Messenger RNA from Ciona intestinalis (vase tunicate), 4194 nucleotides. The record is from RefSeq and is a predicted model, not a curated record. NCBI's taxonomy places the organism in Eukaryota, Metazoa, Chordata, Ascidiacea, Phlebobranchia, Cionidae.
UUAUCUCUAUAUGCGUUUGCAGCGCGCCUUUCAGAUGUGCAGUUGCACCGCAUUCUUUUAGCUUACGUACACUGUUACUGGUCUGCACUUGAAAGAAAAUCACGCAACGUCUAUCUUGCUUCACCUGAAUGCUCAGCCGUGUGUAAACCGCCAAAGAUCUGUUGACGACACAAUGCGGUCAAUUGUUCAUAGCGGCCAAGAUUUCUGACCAUCCCUGUGGUGACGUAAUACUGAACCGUUUGUUUUGCGAAAACCUGGUUGUUUUUCGUGAUUUUUUAACAGUCAGCAUGCUACCGCUUGUUAAAAUCAUAUGUAGCGCAUUUGGACAUGUGCAUUAGUGCGGUGUACAGCUGUUUUGGGAUUUGGUUAGCUUUAGACGCAUGCUUGGCAGUUGCAACCCCAUAUGCUUUAACGAGCAUAAUUCGGAUACGGAUGUUUAGAACAUGCAGAUUAUGAUCACAAACCAUUUCGCUGUAAAUUAAGAUGUGGUCGUUAUAAACAUUACUGGUUGUUGUGUCAUUUUGAGGUUUUAAAUAGUAUACAGUCUAUUUAUAACACGUUUAUACACCAUGCGCCUUUUGUAUUUGGAAUGUUAAACUAAUUCCUUGCUUUAUAUCUGUCUAGAAACGAGUGAGUUACAACAAAAUAUAGCAUUGUUUGUAGGUAUUAACCGUGUGGGACUAACUUAUAGGCAGAGAUAUAUAAUACUGAUAAGACGUUUUAAAUCUGGCUAACGCAAACUAAGAGCUUGAUUGAGGUAAUUAAGGCUAUCUACGAUCAACAUAAAAAGUCACUCAAGUUUUGAUAUGUUGAUACCCGGCAUCGUGAUUGAAAAGGAAGUAAUAGAUUUUAUCAGCCACGAUUUCUGCCGCAAUACUUAGCUUAGCUGGGUUAUGCGGAAGUUUACGCCUGUGAUGCUCCGUUAGAACAGGCACUUGCUUACACUUGUGCUAAAGAUAACAACACCUGCCGGCAGGGUAUUAUUAAAUCGAGUAGAUAACUUUGAGUAUUCGGGGGACAAUGUUUAGUGUUUAUCCUGUUCCUCUUGGAUUAGCAAAAAGAUCAUCGUUUGCAGAUAACAAGUCGUGCCUGCGAAAGUCACGUAAUAGAGCACCAUGUAAACCACACAAGUUGUUUAAGUUUGAUUAUACCUAAACCAACCCAUGUUUUGACAAACCGAUGACAGGCAGCUGCGCAGGUGGAAAGGUGGAGAUAAAUCAUUGCAAACAAAGAAACAUUUGUAAAACUGUCUUUAAGUAAUGACCUUCUGCAGAAACUUUUUUCAUUCCUUCUAUUUUUUUUCCAAACAAAACCACUCGCGUUUAAAACCUCUGCUGUGCUGUUCGAGCGGUUCCAAAUUUUCAAUAUUGGUAUCAAUGUAUAAUAACAGAAAAUGGUAUUUGUUAGGUGGAUAUACCUGAACUAUUGCCUGGAAUUUUGCUAAGUACAGAGCGGUUAUGACGCAAAAAAGGAAAUAGCUAUUUAAAGUCAGAUCACCGUAAAUUGUAACAAACGCGAAGUGCGUCAGUGUUACUGUAGUUGUUGUAAAUGCGUACCUGCAAUCUAAACAUAGUGGUUUGUCAUUGUGUUCCGGAUUUAUUAUGCUUAGAGUGGCACACGCGUAGAACGAAUUAAAAUUCAUUGUUUAGUGCUGUCCGCAGGUGCCGCAGGAGCAAUUUUGUGGGCUUCGUACGUAUAGACUGCGUUUACGCGUUCUACGUCAGACGUCUGCAAAAUAUAUGAUUAGAAAGCUAUGUUAGAUUUUAAGUAUUCCAAACAUUGGUAAAUAAGAGAGUGACCAUAAAAGGAACUGCAAAACAACAAUUUCGGAAUUACGGCAUAAUAAACCACAGAAUAAGAGCAUUGUAUUUCUAUAAGCGACGACUCGGACUCGGAUUGUCUUGACAGUGACGCAAGUUGCGAUCCGAACAAUAACGAAGGAACAGAAAACUACACCAGUAAACGAAACAACGAAGUUUACUUUGCAAAGCCAGCAGCUCAAAUUAUGAACAAGGCACGUUUUCUCAUAACGAAGACGUGAUCAUAUCGCGGCCAAAAAGCAUGGACAACAAUGCCGCUGUCUCAUUUUCCGAACUUUCUAGAAGAACAACUACUUCGUCGAGAGACGAGUCGCUUGUGACUUUAAGCGACAAAGCCGAAGGUGAAUUUUCAAAGCAACAACGAGCAGGACACGAGUCAACUUAUGCGUCAACCGAUGACGAAGCGGAUGAGGAACCACUAGUCGGCCGCAGGAAAUUAAGAUUUGUCCGCCAGAGGUCAAACGAGAGCUGCCUGAAUUCGAACAGCAACAACAACAUUAAGUACAGCGGUGGUAAAUCAUCUGAUGAUAAUAAAGGAGGGGAGUUUAAAAUGGGGAACGGGCAACUAAACCGACGAAGGGUGAAACGAACACGGUCCGGCACUUCACCUUAUAUGGGGCUGAAGGAUGGAGAAGUGAGACGCAAUCCAUGGCGGAACCAUAGCGUUCAGUUAACAUCUAUACGAGCCCGCUCUAGUGGGGAUAAUAAUAAGAAACGAAACUGGGCAGCAAAAAAAUAUGUUUACAAUCAACGUUUAAUACAGAAGAAUGGUACAACAAACGUGCACAUUAAAACAAAGGGGAUGGGAAGACUGAACGUAUUUUCUCGGUUUUCCAGUGAUAUCUUUACAACAUUAUUAGACUCAAGCUGGUCUUGGAUCCUAUUCAUAACUAUGACCGUCUAUGUUGGGCAUUGGAUUAUUUUUGGGAUCCUGUAUUGGGUAUUUGCCGUCGCGAACAAUGAUUAUGAGAAGAUAUUUGGGCCAACAGUAACUGUACACGAAGCAAGUUCACAUCCCACGUUUUCCAACGCAACAGCUACCACAGCGACCUCUACAGGCAGCGAAACACCAUGUGUUUUCGAAGUUUAUGACCUUCUCUCCGCGUUUCUAUUUUCAAUGGAAUCAGAAACAACUAUAGGUUACGGUCUUCGGGGAAUGACAACCACUUGCCCAAUUGCGGUUGCUUGUCUUACAAUUCAAUGCAUCGUUUCCGCAAUAUUUGAUACGUGGGUGAUCGGAAUGUGCUACGCAAGGUUGGCCAGCCCUUCCGCAAGAUCGAGGACAACACUGUUUUCUCAAAAUGCUGUGAUUUGUAAACGAGACGGUAAAAGGUGUCUUUUGGUAAGAGUUGCCAAUUUGCGGAAAAGCUUGCUACUCAAUGUUUCCGUUAGAGCAAAACUAAUCAACUUGACAGGUGUUGGAGCAAAUGAGAAACAUUCCGGUUAUCAACUAAUGUUGGAACAGCGAGACUUGGCGUUUCAAAAUAACGCUACCACACUCCUGACAGCGCCUGUUGAAUACUGCCAUAUUAUUGAAAAAAACAGCCCGCUUUUUGGUAUACCGUCGGACAUGUACCAUCGUUCCAAGCAGAAUCGAUUCGAGAUCGUGUUCAUCUUAACUGGAACAUUAGAAUCGACAGGAAUGACAAUGCACGCCCAAACCUCUUACCUCAGUUCAGAGAUAGAUUACGGGCACAGAUUCGCGCCUAUUUUGUCGAAAAAUUAUGCGAAGUCUCAAUAUGAAGUGAAUUUCAAACGCUUUCAUGAUACAGUCCCCGAACCCAUUUCACUGCGUAAUUAUGACGUCACGAACGAUUCGACGCUAAACGGCCGCUCUGUUGUGACGUCAUUAAUCGAAGAGACAGAAGAAGACAUAAUAUCAGUCAGUGACGAAGUUUUUUCAGCUGUCUAGUUGCCGCGGAUGGUUUUCAGGCCGUUUUCUUUUUACGAUACAAUAUCCUAUUCGUGCCUUUUCCGCUUUGCUAAUAUUUUUAGCCGUUCACGAGUUCCAGGUGUUUCCAAUCGCAGUGUUACUUGUAAUUCGAUGAUGUUUAUAUUUAUGCAUAAGUGCUUUGGUUGUGGUAAUGAGUUUAACUUGUAAUUCGUUUCAUCUUGUUUAUAAGUCUAUAAUCGAGCAACCUAUUCUGUCACAGCGGUCCCAUGAAAUUCAAUUGGUUCAUGAUACUCUUUGUUCUUAUAGCCAAUAUUCAUAUUAGUAAUUUAAACUAUGCAUUUGGCUUAGUGGCGCUCGCUCCUUAAUAAUUAUUUUAUCUCGCAAAGGCUUCAUAUACAUAUAUUAUAACGCGCGUUGUUUAAUUUAUCACUUACACUGUUGCGCAAUAUUUUCGGUUAAUACAUUCAUUGAUUUAAUUAA